Saccostrea cuccullata (small rock oyster) is the source of this 1019-nucleotide messenger RNA. RefSeq names its product elastin-like. The transcript is spliced from 3 exons. The record is from RefSeq and is a predicted model, not a curated record. NCBI's taxonomy places the organism in Eukaryota, Metazoa, Mollusca, Bivalvia, Ostreida, Ostreidae. The coding region runs from base 55 to 933 and encodes 292 amino acids.
GGGGCUAGGAACUGUUGCCUUCACUCUGAAGUCAGAAAGACGAAACGUCAUAACAUGAAAUUCGCCACAGUGAUCCUAGUCCUUUCAAUCGCCGCCGUUCAGGCUGGUACGUACGGGAGCAAAGGCAAAUCCCAUUCAGGUUAUCCUGGAUACAACCUGCAAGGAGGUCUCCUAGGACAAGGAUCUCCACUGUAUAAUGAUCCUUCUUUAUACAGUCCCUAUGGUGCCGGCCUAGGAAACCAAGGUCUUAAUUCCUAUUACAAUCCAUAUCAAGGUUCACUCGGCAAUCUGGGACAAUAUGGUCUCAACUAUCCAUACAGUGGUUUGAACGGACUUGGAGGUGGUUACUAUCCUGGUCUAGGUUCCAGUUUAUCUGGAUUAGGAAGUUACUAUCCUGGAUUAGGAAGUGGUUACCCACUUGGAUCUGGAGGAUAUUAUCCUGGACUUGGAGGUAGUUAUCCUGGACUCGGAGGAAGUUAUCCUGGACUUGGAGGAGGUUAUCCCGGACUAGGAGGAAGUUAUCCCGGACUAGGAGGAAGUUAUCCUGGACUAGGAGGAAGUUAUCCAGGAGUCGGAGGAAGUUAUCCCGGACUAGGAGGAAGUUAUCCCAGAAUUGGAGGAGGUUAUCCUGGACUCGGAGGAAGUUAUCCCGGACUCGGAGGAAGUUAUCCCGGAGUUGGAGGAAGUUAUCCCAGACUAGGAGGAAGUUAUCCCGGACUAGGAGGUGGUCUGACUGGACUGGGAGGUGGAUACCCUGGAGUAGGAGGUUAUUAUCCACAAUCUGGAUUAGGUGGAUUGAGCGGACUCGGAUCAGGACUUGGAUCAGGACUUUUAGGCAACCAAUUGGGAGGAUUAGGCGGACUCAAUGACGGACUUCUUGGCGGUUCACUCGGUGGACUAGGAGGCGGAUACCCCAAAAAGAAGGUGUACUAGGAUAAACACUCGAACGCUGGAAUUACUUGCACGACAAAAGGGAACUUGUGACGAAUCUUUUACAAUAAAAAUUUUGUAGCAUUUUA